CCCCCAGACCCACACGGCUAAUCUCCAAAACCAAUUCUAAUCUCCCCCUCACCCACACCACUCUCCACCUCUACCUUCUCACCACGUCAUCCAUUCCCCGCACGGACCUUAGGUCAACCUAUCAACCCCACCUCACAACCCAAAUUAAACACCAUCCUCCGUCUCCCUAACCUCUUUUCUUCCCCAGCCCACAAUCAUCAAGUGGACUAAAGUCUAGACCAAAAAAUAAAAAAAAAAUUCAAGAAAUAAAAGGACCCAAAAUAAAAAAAAACCCAUUCAAAUUCAACCACUGCCUCCCUCUUCUCCACUCUGCUAUACAAUACUCUCCACUCUCUCUUCUUCUCCAGUGACGUAGGGCCCAUGGAGACCUACCCUUACCCGCCGUCUUAUCCUGAUUCCGGCGAUUCCUCUCCCCGGUCCCGCGAAAUUGACUUCGAAAACCCAGCCCCCUGGGAGGACUCCCAGAACCCCCAACAAUCCGUCGCCUCUAAAGUCAAAUUCAUGUGUAGCUAUGGCGGCAAAAUCCACCCCCGCCCCCAUGACAAUCUGCUGUCUUAUGUAGGCGGCGAGACUAAAAUCCUAGCCGUCGAUCGUAAUAUUACGUUUGCAUCUCUGAUCGCGAAGCUAUCGUCGCUGUGUGAUUGCGCCAGCGUUUCGUUCAAGUAUCAGCUUCCCGGGGAAGAUCUUGAUGCGUUGAUCUCCGUGACAAAUGAUGACGACCUUGAACACAUGAUGCAUGAGUAUGAUCGGCUUUACAGGGCGUCUCCGAAGCCCGCGAGGUUGAGGUUGUUUCUGUUUCCGGCGAGUCCUGCGCCUUCGUCGCAGUCGCCGACGGUCGUUGGGGCGAGGAGUUUUGGCUCUGAUGAUCAGGUGAUUAAGUCUGAGAAAGAGAGGUUUGUGGAGGCUUUGAACUCUGGGCCUAUUCAGACCUCUCCUCCGCCGUCCGCCGUGACUGCGUCUCCGCCUCAGACCGCGAAUGUGGAUUUUUUAUUCGGGUUGGAGAAAGGAAUGGUUCCACCGCCUCUGCAGCAGCAGCAUCAGCAUCAGCAUCAGCAUCUGCAAUCUCCUCCGCUUCCGGCUGGGGUGAAAUUAAGAGAUCCGGUUGCUGAACAGGCUUUGCAUGAGCAUGAAAUUCCGGGUCCGGCUUUGGAUGACAGAGUGAUCGGGUCGGAUUCGAUCCAGAAACACAUUCAGGAUCUUCAGAGGUUGAGGAUUGAAGAGCAGCAGGGGUUGUACCGCAGGAAGAGCGACGAUAAUCUCGCAGGAGGAUAUCCCGUGGGAGGCGGGGGUGAGUAUUACGUUCAGAAAGUGCCGGAGAAGGUUGCUCCGGUAUCCGUGCCCGGAACCAUGGCCAUACCGACGGCAGGAUACUGGCCGCCUGAGAAGCAAGUGGCAGGUGGGGUUUUCCCGGCGAGUACUUUCGGCACAGAUCAGCAAGUAUACAUGAUCCCAGCUCCGGCGGGAGCGUACCACCCGCAGAUGGUAAGACCGGUGACUGGGCCCACGGGGCAAGGGUACUACACCGUUCAGAGGGUGCCAGAGAUGUACCGGGAGCAGCAGCAGCAGCAGCAGUACAAUGUUGCGCCGCAAAUGGGGGCUCCGGUACAGUCCGUUGCGGCGCCGCCGCCUAGCCUUGCCCCUCAAGGACCGCCCACCAAAAUAACAGGAGGAGGAGGAGGGGGGGCUUACACAGACGGAUAUGGGAUGGUGAGAUCGGCGACGUCAGGCGGAGUUGGGGUGACGGAGACGGGGUACGGACAGGUGGCGUACGAUAGUGGACUUGGGAGACAGGUGUACUAUCCAGCGCAGGGAGGCGUAAAUGUAAUGGGGGGCCCAUCACCACAAGCACAACAAUAUCAUCAUGCCAUGGCUGCUUCCACUGCUGCUGCUACCAUGGGUGACGUCAGAGCGCUAAAUCAGGAAGCGGGUAAGGUUGUUCCGAAGGCUACGCAAGCUUCCUUGUGAAAGCGAACGUCGCAUAAGUACUACUAUUACCUAGUAGCGAGUAAUAAUUACAGUUACGGAGUAAAAAAGCAGUAAAAUAAAAUUCAUGCUGUUAUUAAAAUAAUAAUUAUAAAAAAAGAGCUAAAAAUCAUAUGAGCAGAGGGAUUUACUGCUGCUGCUGCUUUAGUAGUAGUACUAUUGUUAAUUUUGGUUUUACUCCUCUUUAUGUCAUUGUUGUGUUGAGAAAAAGUUCCAUUAUUCCUUAGAUCUUAGUAGUGAAUUAGCGUUCUAUGUAAAUUGACGUGGAAAUUAUAUCGGCUUUGGUUUGUUGGGGUCAA
Messenger RNA from Coffea eugenioides, 2282 nucleotides. RefSeq lists its product as uncharacterized. The coding region runs from base 361 to 1965 and encodes 534 amino acids. Gene Ontology annotation, molecular function: protein binding. NCBI's taxonomy places the organism in Eukaryota, Viridiplantae, Streptophyta, Magnoliopsida, Gentianales, Rubiaceae. The transcript has a single exon. The record is from RefSeq and is a predicted model, not a curated record.